CAUGCACCUGUUGAGUGAUUAGAUAAAGAAAGGCUCCUUGAAUUGUUAAUUGAAAAAAAAUUUUAAUCCCUGGCUCAAAUGUAGCUGUGCAUAGGUAGGUACAUUAUUGUCUGUUCCGGUUUUCAGUUCCAGUGUGGAAGGAAGUGGUACGUGGGUACACAUUUCUGGGUGCAGUUUUGGCUUGCUUAGCCCACAGCCCAGGGGACAGACUGUACCUGUCUGUAUAGCUCUGCCACAUCAGGGGUGGAGGCACCAUUGUCACAUAACAUCUGCAUUGACUGAGCUCUUUUGCAGAUACAGAGCUUCCUUCUCAGUCCUGUAGUCUUCCAAAGCUGAGUUCAUUUGGAGGGAUUUGUAGCAGAUGGCUAAUUGGUGGAUGCACAGGAUUCUUGCUUUAAAUUUAAAAGCAAACAAAACCCACAAGGAUAAGAAAAAUAAAAACAAGCCUUGGUUCAAGAUACUGUGUUCAGCAUCCCACCCUGAUGAGGGGAAUGUUGAUCAGUGGAUACUCUUACAACAGUGAUGUACUUGGGGUCCUCUAGGGAAAAAUAAUGCAAUUUGUUUGUUGAGCACAUGCCUGUCUACCAGUCCUGGCAGAUGUUCUACCUCUUGGCUGCCUUUUUGACGAGACCUGAAGCUGAUGUGGAACGGAGGAUGCCAAAUACAGCACUGUGGCUUCAGACAAGGGCAGCAGGAGCAGAAUGUUUCCUUGAUGUCUGACAGUCUCAAGAAGACAAGACUGAGUGUAUGUAGCUCUCUUGGUGGUAGAUCAAGUGUUUCUAAUCUUACAGUGUCUUCUGAAAUUUUUAAGCUAAACUGGUUUUGGUUUGGGAUUUUUUGGUGUGGUUAUACUGAUAGAAGGGCCAAAUAGUGAGAUAAUCCAAAUUGUUGAGCUAAUGCUGUAAAGUGUGGGAAUUUUGAGGAUAUGUGUCCUAUUUCUUUGGCUCUGUACAAUUGGGCAGCUAUAUACUGAUAUAAAAAUGAUCUGUAUACAUGGGAUUAUACAGACGAUUGCUCCAUACUAUGUUUCUGAGUUUAAGCAAAGCUUCAAAAUGUUUGUCUUACUACUGAUUGUUCCCUGUAUUCAAAUCUUACCUCUUCUUACACAUGUUCACCUUUUAUAUGGUGUUAUACUUCCUAACAGUAAGGGAAUUUCCCAAAAUUAUAGUAGAAUGCAGAUUAAAUUUGAGGGUGUUAAGCUAACUAAUGUGUCCUCACCUCUAAUGGAGACAAAUCCAUCAUGAGUUUCCUCUUAAUAAAUGCUCUUCUUCUGUGUUCAAAAUGAAGCUGUGAAAAUUUGCUUAUGCCUUGAUGGUGAAUAUUUACCUAAAUUCUAGGUGAUUGUUAUAUUUUGGCAUUAAAGUAUGAAAUGCCAAUAAAUGAAAAUACUGCUUUAGUAAACUGUAGCAGAAUAUAUACAGGAAGUAAACAAAGUACGCUCCUUAUACUUUUUCAGGUAAUCUGGACGUAUUCAAUAACACUUUGAAAAUUUCUAGCCCUUGGUGCCAAGUUUUGUUGCCAUCAUAGCUGUGGUGUGGGUGGAAGAGCCCAACCAGAAAAGAGCAGAUCUAACUGUAAGCUACUUUGCAUGUUGUCAAUUGACUAUAAAUUGCAGCAGUCAUUGACUCAGCGGAACAAGCGACACAAUUCAGGUAAGAGACUUGCUUGCUGUAUCUUCAUUGAAUAUCAGUGAUUUUGUAAAUCACCUCUACCAGCCAUUCAUUAGCAAUGCUUCCAUAGCCCUUUAAUGAACUGAACCCUGUUUAAUAUGAUCUCUUAUUUAAUAAGGUGUAAGAAAAAUGGAACAUUAAUUUUUUUUUUUUUUAAUAUCGUUCAGAUAUUUUCAGGUAUUCAUCACUCUUAAAAUAGCACGUCUUGUUUCCUUGGAUUUUACUUCCAUCUGAAGAUUGGUGAGUCUCUGGUCUAAGAGGAAAAUGUUCCUAACGCAUUUUGCACUUUGUGCAGGUGGUAAGGCAGCAAGUAACUGUUUUAUGUAAUGCUGUUGUGCAGCAGAAGUAUCAGUACUAAGCAACAAGUACUGCAGGUAUCUCUUCUUGAGGAGUUGUGUUGGUUUUGAUUUCUUGCUCUGUAGUGAUGUUUUGCUGUAAAUUUUUGUUGCUGUGUAGCAGACUUUUUCCUCAGGCGUGUUUUUAGGUUGUCAGCAGUAGAAAGUUUUUAGACAAUAACCUGUGUAAGUAGAAAAAGGAAAGGUGACUUGCUGCUGUUUUGAUUUUACAAUGAGCGUAUAUUCACCUCUUAUUUUUUUGCAUAUAUAUUAAUGUGAAAUGGGUAUGUGUUCCUGUUUAAGUAAGUACCUGUUUAAGACGCAUGUGACUUUCAGUCAUGUCUAACAGCCUGCUGUAAAUGAAUUCUUAACUCAUAGGAUUUCUGUUGUGAAACUUGUGUGCAUUAGAAUAAGAGACAACACUGCGGUCAGAGGCAUUUUCUUAAAAUAUAUUGUGAGGACAGGUCCAUACUGAGUAAAAAUUCUCUCUGUAUAAACAUGAAGUCAUUAGAAAACAUUACAAUAUCCCCAUAUCCUUUUGAAGGAUUCAGGGGAUCCCAUUUAUGUUAUGAAACUGUGAUGGGAGCCUUUGAAGCUUUGCAAGAUUUUUGUGAGUAUGGAAUCUAGAUGUGUCUAGUAACCUAGCUGAAUGUUCAGGUGUGCUUUCCUUUUUAGAGGAUGUAAUAUAACUUAAGUGCUUUAGACAGCAAUGUAUUGAUGAGCAAGUGGAUGGUGAGUAAGACCAUUUUUGGAUAAAUUCUGUGUAGGUAAGUAUUGCCUUCAAGCUGUGAGCUCACAGUAAUUCUUUAAAAAUUAACUAGUUAUUUCAAGUGUAUUUUAAGUAGUUAUUAGGUGACAGUCAUUACAUCAUCAGCACUUAUGCUGAUAUUUAGCUGUUCGAAUAAUGAUAUUGAGAAGACGUUUUAAUGUAGCUUCCUAUAAACCACUGCAAGAUUAUCUUUGUAAUAAAUAUGAAAGGGUGAUUUAAAUAGUUAGACCUGCUGUAAUGCUGCUCUGAAGAGAGGAGAAUAUGAGGUUUUAGUAGGCCAGUCUGAGUUACAGCAGUGCCCCAAGAACUGUGUGAAGUCCUUUCUUAGUAUUACUAGGACAUACAUUUUCUCUUUUAAUUGAUUAUUUCAUAGUCCUCUAUCAAUAGGAUUGUAUUUAGUCUUUCAUAUCUGUGUUUAAUCUGCAGGUGAGUGAGGACCCAAGGAGAUGUUAGGCUUAGCAAAAAUUCUCUCUUCUUUCUAAAUUCUCUAAACUUCUUUUAAACCUUUAUGUGUUGAGUGGAUGUAAUACCUGACAGACAUGAAAUUAAGAUUGAGAUCCAUUCUCUGCACAAGUUUUUAAUCUCUUUAAGAUAGUGUGGUGAAUGAGACAUUAAAUAAAUAGAGAGAAAAAAUGAUUUGACUUUGAAGGCUUUUUUGUAUGAAUAUGGAGUCUUCUACUGGAAUUGUAGAUUUAAUUUUUUUCAAGAGGAGAAGGGGUUGGAAAGAAUGUCUCAGAUGUUGACCUGCUUUGUCUAUAUUCUGUAGAGAUGUUAAAUGCAGAACCUGAUGGAUGGCAAAAGCUGCUGUAACCUCGUCUGUGCUGAGACACAGCGCAUACCACUGGCCCGGCCUUUCUGUGCAGACCCACUGGUCACGUUCCACGUGUACCCAGAAACACCAAACCAGGUCACUUGCUCCGAAGAUUUGUCAUUCCUUCCUUUCAUGUCUGAGCAUCUCAUCACGGAGAACUUCUACAGUGAGCCCUGUACCUUUCCCUACCAAAUGCCCCGUUCCAAUUUCCACAGAAGUGAGUACUCCUACGGGCCAGCUUUCAUCAGGAAGAGGAAUGAGAGGGAAAGGCAGCGGGUUAAGUGUGUCAAUGAAGGCUAUGCUAAGCUGAGGCAUCACCUGCCCAAGGAAUACUUGGAGAAACGGCUCAGCAAGGUAGAGACACUCCGUGCUGCAAUAAAAUACAUUAGGUACCUGCAGUCCGUUCUGUGCAGUGAUUCUGUGGUGGCAGGAAAAAAUGUCACAGAGCCAAACCAGGCACCUAAAGCAGUCAACAAACAGAACCAGCUUUUGCAGGCGAUCUAAAGUGUUCCAGACCAAGCAAAAGGUGCCGUGUCUGGGAACGUGGUAGCCACUCCAUUAAUGACGUGCGUGUUCCUGGGCAUAUCUUGGGAGCAGCUCGUAGCACACGUCAGUGUCAGCCCACACAGGAGCUUUAGUUUUGCAGAUAGUAACUACACUUAGAUACGAAAAAGACCACUUGGAAAAUCUCAGCUGAAUGACCUAAGUUAAUUCAUGAAAAUCAGGAAAUGUUUCUAAAUUUGUCAACAAGCUAAAAAUGUAACACCUCUAUGUGCGAAGUAACUGUAUGUAUCAUCACAAUCUGCUUGCUUUAAAAUAAAAUCUUCCUAAU
This is a messenger RNA of Empidonax traillii (willow flycatcher), 4417 nucleotides long. RefSeq names its product achaete-scute family bHLH transcription factor 3 (gene ASCL3). NCBI's taxonomy places the organism in Eukaryota, Metazoa, Chordata, Aves, Passeriformes, Tyrannidae. The transcript is spliced from 2 exons. Gene Ontology annotation, molecular function: RNA polymerase II transcription regulatory region sequence-specific DNA binding; DNA-binding transcription factor activity, RNA polymerase II-specific; protein dimerization activity. The record is from RefSeq and is a predicted model, not a curated record. Gene Ontology annotation, biological process: developmental process; regulation of transcription by RNA polymerase II. The coding region runs from base 3550 to 4089 and encodes 179 amino acids.